Messenger RNA from Alternaria postmessia, 861 nucleotides. RefSeq lists its product as uncharacterized. The record is from RefSeq and is a predicted model, not a curated record. Bases 1 to 861 code for a protein of 286 amino acids. Lineage: Eukaryota; Fungi; Ascomycota; Dothideomycetes; Pleosporales; Pleosporaceae. The transcript is spliced from 2 exons.
AUGAAGUGGAACUAUGCGAACUCGAUCAUCUACAAUCCCAUCCUCGCCUUGGUUAAGGCCUCCUUCUUGAUGACACUCAUCAAGCUCCGAUCGCAGAACAAGUGGAUAAACGUUUGUCUAUGGGGAACACUUAUCAUAAACGGCUGUUUCGCCGUUGCUGCACCUCUCGCCUGCAUUCUGCAAUGCAAUCCAAUAUCUAAGUACUGGAAUCCCGGUGUUCAAGGACGGUGCGUUGAUGCUGGCGCCUACACUGUCAGCACGUCGUUAAUUGUGCUCACGACUGAUGUCCUAAUCCUGCUCAUGCCUUCAUGGAUAUUACACGAUUUGAAAAUGCCUCUUGGUCGUAAGCUCAUGGUCAUUGCAUUUCUGUCCUUCGGAAUUCUAGUCACUGUGGUCGGCGCGGUGCGCACGAGUGUCCUUGUCAAAGUUUUUGUACUGAAAGAGGCCACGGAAGAUGGGUCAUACGGAGUUGGCUACACCCUCUCAAACAUCGAAUCUGGACUCGCAAUUGUCGGGACAUGUGGCCCAACAAUUAAGUACUUUCUCAGUUGCUGCAUCCCUUCGCUUAGGAAUGCAGAUGAAUCAAGCAAUCGCGGGUACAUGUACCCCACAGCCGGCUCUCAGGGGGAUGCUCGGUCGAAACGCUUCACGAGAACUGCGAAGACGCACAGCACGUUCAAGGAGAUUGAUGAAUUGGAGCUGACAAAUGUACCGGGCGAAGACAAGCACAUUACGAGAAGGGACACACAACGUGGGGAUCCAAUGAUGAUCACAAAGACAGUUGCGUGGACAGUGGACAACAGCCACGAGAAGGAUUCGAACAGUACGAAUGGCGAACAAAGACCUCGCGAUCUGCUAUAA